AUGGCCAUAGGUAAUACACAAACGGUGAAGGCUUGCGGGAUUUGCUCAACUCCGGGACACCUAACUGACAUGUGCCCUACGCUUCAAGAUGAACCUUACGAACAAGCUAAUGCUGUUGGGGGAUUCCCGCAAAAGAGAUACAAUCCCUACUCGAACACCUACAAUGCAGGAUGGAGGGAUCAUCCCAUCCUGAACUAUGGAACCAAGCCCUUCGGCUUCCAACAUCAGCAUCAAACCAGGCCGCCGGCUCCACCAUAUUCAGCCUCCCCCAACUCAGGUAUGUCUCUCGAUGAAAUUGUGGAAGCCCUUGCAACUAAUACUCAACAAUUUCAACAGGAGAUGGGAACAAGUAUCCGAAACCUGGAGAAUCAGGUCAGCCAGCUAGCGACAGCUAUGAGUCGAAUGGAAUCCCAAUCAUCAGGGAGGCUACCUUCUCAGACCACGACCAACCCAAAACAAAAUGCUAGUGCUAUCAUGUUGAGAAGCCGGAAGGAACUGAAUGAACUCUAUCAAGAAACAUCCAAAGAUACAACUAGAAAGGAGACACCAUCCCAAACGGAUUCAAGCGGAAAGCCACCCCAAUCCAAAGUCAUCACUCCACCUUUCCCUAGCCGAUUCAGAAAAUCCAAGAAGGAGGAGCAAGACAAAGACAUUCUCGAGACCUUCCGCAAAGUUGAGGUGAUUGUUUACUUUGAUCAUGCAGCCCUAAAAUAUUUGCUCGCCAAGAAAGAAGCAAAGACGAGGCUUAUCCACUGGAUUCUCCUGCUACAAGAAUUUAACCUCGAAAUCCGCAACAAGAAGGGUGCAGAAAAUUUGGUUGCAGACCAUCUUAGUAGGCUGACUACAAGUGAAGAGGCAACACCCUUGAAAGAUGAGUUCCCAGACGAGCACCUUUUCGCGAUUCAAGAAGGAACUUCAUGGUAUGCAGAUAUAGUUAAUUAUUUGGUUACUAGAACCAUACCAGGAGAAUUAACAAGGGCUCAAAGGGAUAUAAG
Molecule: messenger RNA, 995 nt
Organism: Nelumbo nucifera (sacred lotus)
Lineage: Eukaryota; Viridiplantae; Streptophyta; Magnoliopsida; Proteales; Nelumbonaceae
Source: RefSeq, a predicted model, not a curated record